UAGUCUACGUCACCGUCUUGAUUUGGGGCGAGGGCUUGCAGGAGAUUGAAUAGGAAGGUGGCAGAGAAGCUGUGAAUAUUAACUUUUUUUUUAUCGAUUUAACCACACAACCAAAGUAUAUUACAAUACAGAAGGGUUUCACGCAUAUUUGUGAGGAUAUAUCACCGGAAGAACAUGGGUAGCUGCCUUACAGUUGGACCAAAUGAAGCCGUGGUUGUUUCUGGUGCCUGUUGUGGCUCAGAUGAGAAGACCUACAUGGUGGGGGGCUGGGCCUGGGCCUGGUGGCUCAUCACUGACAUUCAAAGGAUUACACUGGAGAUUAUGACACUCCAACCUAAGUGUGAGGAUGUUGAGACUGCUGAAGGGGUCGCCAUCACUGUCACUGGGGUGGCACAGAUCAAAGUGAUGACAGAUCAUGAUCUUUUGGCAAUUGCUUGCGAGCAGUUUUUGGGCAAAUCCGUCCCGGAAAUCAAGGGAGUGGUUUUGCAAACCUUGGAGGGACAUUUACGCUCAAUUCUAGGCACACUGACAGUGGAGCAAAUCUACCAGGACAGGGACAAGUUUGCCCAGCUGGUGAGGGAGGUGGCAGCUCCCGACGUGGGCAGGAUGGGCAUCGAGAUCCUCAGCUUCACUAUCAAGGAUGUCUAUGAUAAACUGGACUACUUGAGCUCCCUGGGGAAAACUCAGACAGCAGCAGUUCAGAGGGAUGCAGACAUCGGUGUGGCAGAGGCAGAAAGAGAUGCUGGGAUAAGAGAAGCUGAGUGCAAGAAGGAGAUGAUGGAUGUCAAGUUCCUGGCCGACACCAAGAUGGCCGACUCCAAACGAGAACUUGAACUGCAGAAGGCUGCUUUCAACCAAGAAGUCAACACCAAGAAAGCGGAAGCUCAGCUGGCCUAUGAGCUGCAGGCAGCUAAAGAACAGCAGAAGAUCAGGCUGGAGGAGAUAGAGAUUGAGGUGGUUCAGAGGAAGAAGCAGAUCACCAUUGAGGAGAAGGAGAUUGUCCGCACAGAGAAGGAGCUCAUCGCCAUAGUGAAGAGGCCUGCCGAGGCAGAGGCAUACAAGAUGCAGCAGCUGGCUGAGGGACAGAAGAUGAAGAAGGUUCUGACGGCCCAGGCGGAGGCAGAGAAGAUCCGGAGGAUAGGCGAGGCAGAGGCCUGCUCCAUAGAGGCUAUAGGGAAGGCUGAGGCUGAGAAGAUGAGGCUGAAGGCUGAGGCCUACCAGAAGUAUGGAGAGGCAGCCAAGACUGCUCUGGUCCUGGAGGCCCUUCCCAAGAUUGCAGCCAAGGUGGCAGCACCGCUGGCCAGGACCAAUGAGAUAGUCAUCCUGAGCGGGGAGGGCAACCGUGUGACUGGGGAAGUGAAUCGCCUCUUGGCUGAACUUCCAGUGUCCGUCAACGCCCUCACUGGAAUUGACCUAUCAAAGAUCCCACUACUGCAGAAGAUGACUUAUGCUCAGGCCUGAAAACAAUCUCUCCCUUCUACUCCGAUAUCUGUUUUAUGCACUCCCAUAGACUGCCUUCAAUACACUUGAAAUGAUUAUAUAUAUGUUUAUAUAUAUAUGUAUAUGUAUGUAUAUAUAUAUGUAUAUGUGUGUAUAUAUAUAUAUAUGUGUAUAUAUAUAUAUGUAUAUGUGUAUAUAUAUAUGUGUAUAUGUAUAUAUGUAUAUAUAUAUGUAUAUGUGUAUAUGUAUAUAUAUGUAUAUGUGUAUAUAUAUAUGUAUAUAUGUAUAUGUAUAUAUGUAUGUAUAUAUGUAUAUAUGUAUAUAUAUAUAUGUAUAUAUGUAUAUGUAUAUAUGUAUAUAUAUAUAUAUAUAUGUUUUUUUUAUAUGAAGUGGAUUUUUUUUAACCUCUUGUGCCUUAAUUUCUACAGGACCAGAAUAUCUGCAUGUACUGCUGCUCCUCUAUGUAUCUUUGAGUUCACUACUUUUUCAAUCAUGGAAGCCUUUUACAAUAAGUAGAUCACAUGGGAUACAUUGUUAUCAUUUAGCAUGAACUGAGCCUUUUUUUCUUUAACUCAUAUACCUCUCUAGUCUCUACCUUACCAUGUAAUUUCAGUGAACAGUUAGCUGUUAAGAAGAGCAACCUCAGUGAUUUUCUUCCAAAGGUUUACUCACCUUGCCAAUUAUACACUUCAUGAUUACUGAGUCAUUAUCCAUUCUUGCUAUCACGUGAUUAUUGUAUAGGUUAUUGAAGUUACUGUACUCUAAUGUAUAUAAUUUUUUAUUUAACUGAUUUAAUGUGUAUCCUUUAUGAUGCGUUAUGGGUUUUCGCAAUCAGGUGACAAGUUGUAUGAAGUGCUACAUGAAACAAGGUGCUCACUGCUUACUAUCCUCAAAUGUAUUUAUGCUUCUACUUAGUCAAAACUCUGAGUAACUGGGAAUUCUUCCCACUCAACAAGCAAUCAUGUGUUUUCAUUUAGUAUGUUGUAAACAAUAGGUUUAGUACAUUAUUCCUAACACACUUUCAUUUAUAGCAACAAUAAUGGCCUUUUUUACUAAUCACAGAAACCUGAUUGCCAGACCUUUAUUCCUUUGGCUACAAUGCAUCUUUCUGAAUUGUCUCAAAGUAAGUUGAAGUACUGAAUUGACUUUGAAGUUUGAGGGAGAGAUUAUGAACUUUGUGGGAUGCUAUGAUCCAGGGUAAUUUAUUGAGAAAACUCUUUGUCCUGGAGAAGGUUCAGUAUGUGAAAUAUUGAAGGGUUUUUGAGCCCAAGAAGAAGUAAAAUGGCGUUACUCAUAGCCAAAUACUAGUCAUUGCACCAUAUCAUUUUUUAUUAUA
Salmo salar (Atlantic salmon) is the source of this 2776-nucleotide messenger RNA. Its product is annotated as flotillin-2. Gene Ontology annotation, biological process: regulation of myoblast differentiation; protein localization to plasma membrane. The record is from RefSeq and is a predicted model, not a curated record. Gene Ontology annotation, cellular component: flotillin complex; cytoplasmic vesicle; plasma membrane. Lineage: Eukaryota; Metazoa; Chordata; Actinopteri; Salmoniformes; Salmonidae. Gene Ontology annotation, molecular function: protease binding.